CUUCACACAGUGCUGAGUGCUCACUCACAGCUUCACACAAUGCUGAGUGCUCAGUCCUAACUUCACACAAUGCUGAGUGCUCACUCCUAAAUUCACACAAUGCUGAGUGCUCACUGCUUGCUUCACACAAUGGCGAGUGCCCACUCCUACCAUCACACAAUGCUGAGUGCUCACUCCUGGCUUCACACAAUGCCAAGUGCCCACUCCCAGCUUCACACAAUGCUGAGUGCUCACUCCUAACUUCACACAAUGCUGAUUGCUCACUCACAGCUUCACACAAUUCUGAGUGCUCACUCCUAGCUUCACACAUUGCUGAGUGCUCACUGCUAGCUUCACACAAUGGCGAGUGCCCACUCCUAACAUCACACAAUUCUGAGUGCUCACUCCUAGCUUCACACAUUGCUGAGUGCUCACUGCUAGCUUCACACAAUGGCGAGUGCCCACUCCUAACAUCACACAAUUCUGAGUGCUCACUCCUAGCUUCACACAUUGCUGAGUGCUCACUGCUAGCUUCACACAAUG
This is a messenger RNA of Pelobates cultripes (western spadefoot toad), 522 nucleotides long. NCBI's taxonomy places the organism in Eukaryota, Metazoa, Chordata, Amphibia, Anura, Pelobatidae. The record is from the annotation of a GenBank genome assembly.